Molecule: messenger RNA, 7246 nt
Organism: Acanthochromis polyacanthus (spiny chromis)
Lineage: Eukaryota; Metazoa; Chordata; Actinopteri; Pomacentridae
Product: ubiquitin carboxyl-terminal hydrolase 31-like
Biological process (GO): protein deubiquitination
Molecular function (GO): cysteine-type deubiquitinase activity
Source: RefSeq, a predicted model, not a curated record
CAGUGUUUGGCCCUGACGUCAGCCGUUACCGCCCUGCCUGCAGUGUCGGAGCCUCCAGAAGGAGGAGAUGCUGCUGCUGAUGCUGCUGAUGAUGAUGGAGACGGGAGAAGCGGCCUCGCCAUCCAUCCCAUCCGCGGGCGGAAUUGAGGCGCACUGACCCUGAUAAACAGGCGAGUGUCAGGGGAGGUGGGUGGGUGGGGGGGAAACUUUCGGAUGGGGACGCCGAAACGUCCGCCACCUUCCACAUCUGGCGCAGGAAGAGAUGCCCCGCGGCAGCCCAGGGAGCGGCGGGCUGUGGUGUCGCUCCGGUCGGGGGGUUCCUCAGCUUGGCACGGCUCCGGCGAGCGCGCCCACUGUGGAGGCGAUUUAGGGAAGACGUCCACUGGGUAAUCAAAAAAACACACCAUAUCGUCAUUUUUUAAGCAUCGCCGCCGAUGUGACGAGCAGAAGGUGAAGAAAUGGCUUUAAAAAGAAGGGUGGAGCUGCGGUUUCUUGAAUAAAUGAUGAGGAAUCCCGCUCGGCACUAAUUACGCGAGGUUCAUUUUGAUGUUUAUGUCCGACAGACUGCCUCGCCGCCUUGUUUUCGUGGCCGAACAAUGACACCGGUGAUGUUAUGUCACCGGAGCUAGAGCUGAUGAUGGCUGCUGGCCGGUGCGGGACGACCCCAGGCAUUCAUGCAAAGCGCCCUGAUAGUGGCUCUCCAUGGAGGCUGUUUAUGCAAUCCGACGCAGUGUUGCAAGUGGGCUGAUUUCACGCUGUUUGUCUCCAUGUGAUGUGAUCCCCACAACUGCCAGGCCUUUAUGUUUCUGUGAAAUAUGCCCAGGCCCUGCGUAAAACAUCACCAAGUGUCCCCGCGCAGGGACGAGCUCUGAAUAAAGGGGUGCCCUUCUUUCUGGAUUUUUAAAAAAGAAGAAGACACAGGGAAAGCCAUCAUGUCGAAAGUUGUCAGCAACAAGGAGAAGAAAUCCUUCAGCAAGAAGCUGUUCCGGAGGAGCUCGGUGCGCUCCGUGGGCAGCUUCAUGAACAGAGUUCUCAGGACUCUGUCCACUCUCUCUCAUUUCGGCACCGACGAACAGGCCGAGCAGGACGAGAAGGAAGAGGCAGCUUUGAUCCCGAGCAUCACCGGAGGCUCGGUGCCGUCCGACGACAGCGACUGCGGGGGGUUUCCCUUCGGGGACAAGGUUCCGGGGGUGGCCGGGCUCAAGAACCACGGCAACACCUGCUUCAUGAACGCCAUCCUGCAGUGCCUGAGCAACACCGAGCUGUUCGCAGAGUACCUGGCUCUGGAGCAGUUCAGAGGAGGGGAGACGACCAGCAACAACGACAAGGCCAAGUCCAACGGGGUGCUGGUGCAGAAGAAGGCCAGCAGCCAGCAGCAGGAGACCGGGGAGGUGACCGAGCAGCUGUCCGGGCUGGUCCGGGCUCUCUGGACCUUUGAGUACACUCCUCAGCACAGCAGAGACUUCAAGAAUGUGGUGUCGAAGAGCGCCCUUCAGUUUAAGGGAAACUCUCAGCACGAUGCCCAGGAAUUCCUCCUCUGGUUACUUGACAGAGUUCAUGAAGACCUCAACCAAAUUGUCCACCCAGACAUCAGACCCCCCAGGAAGCCUCCAGUAGAAGAAGAAACUGUCCCUGAAGGAUCUCCACUACCAGCACCUGUCUUUGUACAGGAGCUGUUUCAGGCACAAUACAGGUCCUCUCUGACUUGCCCUCACUGCCAGAAACAGAGCAACACCUUUGAUCCUUUCCUCUGCAUCUCACUGCCAAUCCCGGUACCUCACACACGGCCCCUGUAUGUGACAGUGGUGUACCAAGGAAAGUGCUCCCACUGUAUGAGAGUCGGGGUGGCGGUGCCUCUGUCUGGCACCGUGUCCAGGUUGAGACUAGCUGUGGCUCAAGAGACCAAAAUCCCUGCCCAACAGAUUGUCCUCACUGAAAUGUACUACGACGGCUUUCAUCGCUCCUUCUGCGACGACGACGACGACCUUGAGAUCAUUCAGGAGAGCGACUCCAUCUUUGCCUUCGAGACACCCGAGCUGUUCAGACCGGAGCAGAUCCGCUCCAAGCGAGGCGGGAGCCCACAUGCAAAUCUCAAUCAGAACAACUUGAAGUAUGGCACAGAUAACAACAGGAUAUCCACACAAAUACAGGAGCCUACUACGCCGCCUCAGAGUCCCAAUAAGAACAGUGGGCAGGCUGAGAAGAUUGUCCUGCUGGUGUGCAACAGAGCCUGCGCUGGACAACAAGGACGCAGGUUUGGCAAUCCAUUUAUUCUAUACUUGGAGCGUACAGUGACAUGGGAUAUUCUGCAGAAAGAGAUCUUGGAGAAGAUGAAGCAUCUUUUGCGCCCUGGAGUCUUUGUGCAGGUAGGGCCCUUCACUUUGCGAGUGGUCGGAGUGGUUGGAAUCACAUAUCUGUUGCCUCAGGAGGAGCAGCCGCUCUGCCAUCCCUCCGUGGAGAGGGCGUUCAAGUCCUGCGGUCCUGGGGGGCCACCUCAUGUCAAAAUCGUGGUGGAAUGGGACAAGGAGACGAAAGACUAUCUGUUCAAAAGAACGGAGGAUGAAUACAUCCCAGAUGCUGAAAGUGUGCGUCAAGUGAAGGAGCAGCAUCUGCAGCCUCAGACCUGCUCCCUGGCUCAGUGCUUUCAACUCUACACCAAAGAGGAACAGCUUGCUCCCGAUGAUGCAUGGCGAUGUCCACACUGUAAGCAGCUUCAACAGGGCAGCAUCAAACUCAGCCUUUGGACACUGCCAGACAUCCUCAUACUUCACCUGAAACGCUUCAGACAGGAUGCCGAUCGACGAAUGAAGAUGCAGAACAUGGUGAAGUUCCCGCUCACAGGCAUGGACAUGGCACCCCAUAUGGUAAAGAGGAGCCAGAGCAGCUGGAGCCUCCCUUCCCACUGGUCACCAUGGAGACGUCCUUAUGGGAUGGGUCGCGAUCCGGAGGACUACCUUUACGACCUGUAUGCAGUGUGCAACCAUCAUGGGACCAUGCAGGGAGGGCACUACACAGCCCACUGUAAGAACUCCAUCGAUGGACAGUGGUACUGCUUUGAUGACAGCGAUGUUCAUCCCAUGUCUGAAGAGGAGGUCUGCAAGCAGACGGCUUACAUCUUGUUCUAUCAGAGACGUGCAACAAUCCCAUCUUGGUCUGCAAACAGCUCUGUGGGAGGCUCUACCAGUUCUUCUCUAUGUGAGCACUGGAUCAGUCGGCUGAUGGGAAGCCGUCCACCCAGCCAAGCUUCAUCUGGUUCCUCCAGACGCACGUCACUCGCUUCACUCUCGGAAUCCGCUGAGUUUACUGGUGAACGGAGCGAGGACGAUGGCCUAUCAACCCGACCAGCAGUGAGAGGAAUGCAAAGGCAAACAUUCUCCUCAAGAUCUUCCAUCGCAAGCCCUCUCGUGCUGAGUGAAAACGGCACCAAACCAUCCUGGCCUCACUCCGCUAAGCUCCAGCUCCGUUCCAACUCUCCAUCUCGCUUCUCCUUGGAGUCCCACUCCUCAUCGCCGACGCUAGAGAGGAUAGGAGAGGUGGUUGAUAGCCAGCUGUCAACCUCCUUCACUGGGUCACCUAAGCCGGACAGAUUAUCAGGGGCCAAGUCAGGCCUUGCUGCUUUGGAUGCUAAUGCAGGCACUAAGAGGCUCAUAGAGCAGGUGCACUCCAAAGCUGUGGCCCAGGCCGAGCAGAGAAGCUCCCUCCAGACUGGAGAUAACAACAAUGUCGUCAAUGCUGCUGAACAGGUCAGUCCUCGACAUGGCGUAGCUGCAAAGGAUCCCAAACAAAGAAACGGGUCUGCAGACAGCGCUGGUGCUAAAAGGACCUCAGCCAAGACCGGGAUAGAGAGUGAAAGGAGCCCCAAGAAGCGUCCUGCCACCUCUUCAACGUCAUCCAGCUCUCUCUCUCCUGCAUCUCCUGCUGUAGACAAGUCACCAUCUAGAACUCAGUCCAAGAGUCCAAACCCCAAGGACAAAAGCGAUGGACCGGCUAAAGCUAGCAAGAGUGGAUCCUCAAGAACAGCAACCCCCUCCAAGAAAGGAUCAUCCCAAACCCCAGAGGUAUUGCAUCCUGACUCUGCCCAGCAGAGGAAGAGUGGUUCUCCAGCAUCACAGAGCUCACACCCUCCAAGGAGGACUUCACCCAGAGGGGGAGGUGAAAAAAGCUCAGCCUCAGCAAGGACUAGAGCAGCAGACAGGAGCACUAGUCGUGACUCCUCACGGACCAGUGCAGUGCCAGACAGGAAAACUACUCAUGGAGGUCCUCCCUCCAGGCAGAGUGCUGCUAGUAGAGCAGAAAGCAGGCCAGGUAGGGCUGGUGAAGAAAGAGGAGCCGGCCGGAGCUCAAGUAGUAGCUCCUCCAUGACUAGUCUCCGAACUUCAAGUGUAGGUGCUUCCUCUGCAAGUGCAGCUCCACCUUCACGUGGACCUCGAAGGAACAGUAAGACAGAGGACAAGGGUCUGUCCUUCUUUAAAACUGCUCUGAGGCCCAAAGAGGGCCGUAAACCAAGCGACAGUGGGAAAUCAGGGGCAGGAGAAUCUAAAGGAAGUCCAGAGGACGGUGGUGGAGAUGCGACUCGAGAGGGAAGCUCACAUGGAGCGAGUAAAAAAGCCCAGAAUGUGGCUUCGGAGGCCCAGACUAACGUGACCGCAGCCAAAGACAAGGAAUCAUCUAAAACAUCAGCUGCAGCUAAACAUUCACUGCUGCCCUCCACAAAAUCGAAGCUCUCUGGUGCAGAAACGACCACCCAGUCAUCUGCCAGUGCAAAGGACCCUUCAAAGAAAGAGCCUGCUAAAAAGACCAUACAGUCCAGGAAGAUCCCCAUCAACACCACACAAACUAGCCAGAGAUCCAAGUGAUGUUAAUUUGAGGGCCUGAUAACAAUCUCUCAAGUGCAGCUCAGAGGUGUUUUAACCAUCAAACUAGACCAAGCGUCUGUCAAACAACUUUAAAGCACCUGUAGCUCUUCAGUGGUCACUGAAUACCAGCUGCCAUACCGGACACUUACUGUCCACAUUGUUAAAUAGUUAUUUAGGAAUGGAUUUUAACAAAGCACUUUGUAUGGAUUGCAUUGAUUUUGAGGAAUAUUAUACUGUAUUGUAAAUACGCAUGGACAUGUAUUGAAAUUAUUGCCUUGUUCUGUCUGUAGCAUUGUUGGGAGAAGAAUGUCAAAGCAGGAAAGGUGAAAAUAAAAGUCACUUUGCACAAGAUGGAAAGCAGAUAUAAUGGUGGAAAGAAGCUCAAACAUGGACUACUCAGUCGCCAAAGGAAGUUUACUGGCAGUUUUUAAACAUGCUGAUGCAGUGAAAUAUUUUCAAAAAGUCUUUAUGUACAGCUCUCCUUCCAUAUCGAGAGCCAUAUGUCAACAACAAACAUCAGUGCCUCUGAUAAUCAUAGAGAAGUAUUUAAUCUAAAUUGUAUAACUGCAGGUGUUGGUAAAUUUGUAAUUCAAUUUUAAUAUUUAUUAAGCACUGAAAAUGUAAUUUCAAGUAAAAAAAAACAACAACACACAAUUAAGCCUAUUUAACCCAAACUGCUGUUUACAUAUGCUCUUUGAUGUGAUAAUUCUGCAACAGCCUUUAAGAAGUAUUUUUUUGUACGGAAAAAGCCUGUGGAGAGGCUGAGGAGGAGGAGCGCGGGAAUGAAGCAUGUGUCGUUGCUGUGAAACGCCUGGAGAUCUUGGAUUGGUCUCAAUGUUUGUGUUUUUUUUAAAAAUUACAAAUAACCUGUUACCCCUCAGACAUAACUCCUCACCCACCUUUGCCCUCCAGCUGCUGAUGCCAACACUUUUACCACAUUUUUUUUAAUAGGGAAUCGGCCUCCUCAGACUGCCAGACAUCUCCAAACAUUCCUCUCUGAUGAACACAGGGUUAAUGAAAGAAAAAAAAAAAAGCCACACAACAGCCGGACGACACAUUCAAAGACAGCUCGGAUGCCUUUCAUUCAACGCCAUACAUGUACAUAGAGCAUUAUGGUGCAUUUGAGUCCGCCCCGUCCUCACGCUUGUGCACAUCUUUAGCUUGCAUUACAGAGUCCGCCGUACAGCGCACUGACAUAGACUGAGAAAAGAGUUCACCGUUCUUGAAGUAUAUGACAGUUGUUGCAUGAUAAAUUGCUUAUGCAUGCACUUAACUAUGCAAGCACAUUCUUGCUGAUGCCCACACUGAGUAUGUAGAAGUGCUACUCUUGGAUGUGUUGUUACUUUCGAACUGUAUAUGUUUCCAAAUGCCAGCAUCAGAGAGCAUGUCCAGGCAUCCUUUAUUAAAGCUUUGUUUGCACAUUUCUUCAAAGUAAUAGACAUUUUUGUAUGAAUGAUAAGUAUUGCUCAUUUACCCGCUCCAAGUAAAUCAGCUCACUUGCAAAGUAACGUUUUCUGUAUUGUGUUCAUUUGUCUCACAGGUUUUCCCGCCGCACAGUUCCACUUUGAUGCAGUUUACAACUUGUGGUGUAAUAUAUUUUUCCCCGAUCUGAUUAUUAUUAGUCCAAAGACCCCAUCACAGGCUUUGUGUCUGGUUCUGAAUAGACAUUUUAACGGGCCAGGAGCAAUCGAGAUGAGAUUCAGUCUGUGUAACCACGCUGUCUUCUGCUUUUGUCUGAAGAUCCACAAAAAUAAUCAUGAUGUGCAAUAUGUAUAUAUAUUUUUGACUUGUUCUGAUUUCAGCUAUUGUAUGUCUCAAAAGAACCUACAACAAUACUGAUAUCUUGAUGAGACAGAAAAAGCUGUAACAAAAAAAAAAUCACUGUGAAUCACUGCACUGAUCAUCAACUAAUUAUGUACCGAAGGCAAAUUUAUCAGUGGCAGUUUUAAUCAUAGUAAUAAUAAUAAUAAUAGCAGUAUGCUGUGGAUUCACUGAAUGUCACGUUUAAGGAGGAGUUUUUAUCACUAGUCCAAGCAGCUUGAUCAUAAACUGCUUUCUGGCUCAUGUGGUGCAGAAUAAAUCAAACAUCUUCAGUGCCUGGUGGAUACAGCGUAUUACACCCAACACAUGCAGUAUAUAAACUGACCUAUGUACCAACUUUCAAGUGAGCCCUUGCAGUGUUGACGACAUGUAUAAAUAGAGCGAGGAAUCAUUUAUUUGCACAAAUGCAUGAGAGUGACCGAACCUUUUUAUUUUUCCAUUUCUAUUCUGUGAUGUCAUAUUUUGAAAUGUACUGUGCUCAUCUUCUUUCGAGGGGUAGCGGUGCGUGUUGGCAUUGGUUUAGCAAUGCGAGACAAAUAAAAUUCUGCCAUUAAAUAACCUUUUGUUGA